GCUCCUCCUAUUCUCUCUCUCUCUCUAACCUUGCGUAGAUCGAUCGAUGCCAAUGGAGGUUUCGCAGAAAGAUUUGGAUCGGAUCAAGGGACCGUGGAGUCCUGAAGAGGACCAACUGUUGCAGAAGCUCGUGCAACGCCAUGGGGCUAGGAAUUGGUCGCUGAUCAGCAAGUCGAUUUCGGGGAGAUCAGGGAAGUCUUGCCGGUUGCGGUGGUGUAACCAGUUGUCACCGGAGGUGGAGCACCGGGCAUUCACGGCCGAGGAGGAUGAGAUCAUUCUUCAGGCGCACGCAAGGUUCGGGAACAAGUGGGCCACGAUCGCGAGGUUGCUCAAUGGAAGGACUGAUAACUCGAUCAAGAAUCACUGGAACUCGACGUUGAAGAGAAAGUACGCGGCGAUGAUCGAAGCCACCGACGGUGGUUGUGGCGGUGAUGAAAGGGCGGUUCAAGGUUUGAAGCGAUCGAAGAGUUGCGAUGUGACUGUUAAUGUGUCUGGCUUGCGUGUCAGUCCUGAUAGUCCAGAUGGAUCUGAUGUUAGCGACUCGAGUCAUACUCCGAUGGAGACUAAUCGUUAUCGACCGGUAGCGAGGGUUAGUUCCAUUGUCCGGCCUUCGAAAGAGGUAGAAUCGGCGCCGGUGAAUGAUCCGCCGACUGCUCUGACUCUGUCUCUGCCGGGGAUUGGUUCUGAUGCGCAAGAGAUUCACGAUCAUGAAUCGACUCCAGAAGUGGCUCAGCAACAUCACCGGCGGAGCCAGAGUGGCGAGUUUGGGACGCCGGUGGCUGAGAAGCGGGAUACGAUGACCUUUAGUCCCGAAUUCCUUUCUGUUAUGCAAGAGAUGAUUAGAAAGGAAGUGAGAAAUUACUUUUCUGGACUGGAGAACUCAGGAUUUGAGAAGAACGGAAUGUGUGUUCAGCAGAAUGGGCUUGGUGUUGGGAAUACAGGGAUUAGGCGCAUUGGCAUCAGCAAGGUCGACUGAGACAAAACCCAAUAAGUCAUAAAAAAUUGGGGUGUUUGAGGUUAAUUUGCGGAAUUUGAGAGGGGCGAUCUGGGUUUUUUCUUUUUGCUGCACAGAAUAAUUUUUGAACUUGGUGGUGUACAGAAACCGGGGAGCAGUGAGAAGCUUAGAUAGCAGUGGCUUUGUUAGUCCAAUGAAAUGGGAGAGCUUUGUUUUGAAUUAGGAAGAAUAAUUAUAAUCAUAAUCACAGAAAAAUAAUUAUUUUUAAAUUGAAACUUCUUUUCUUUGAAAGCCAACGGUACCUUUGGUAAUGCUUGAU
Messenger RNA from Ilex paraguariensis (yerba mate), 1274 nucleotides. Lineage: Eukaryota; Viridiplantae; Streptophyta; Magnoliopsida; Aquifoliales; Aquifoliaceae. The record is from the annotation of a GenBank genome assembly.